Messenger RNA from Corylus avellana, 831 nucleotides. Its product is annotated as thaumatin-like protein 1b. The record is from RefSeq and is a predicted model, not a curated record. NCBI's taxonomy places the organism in Eukaryota, Viridiplantae, Streptophyta, Magnoliopsida, Fagales, Betulaceae.
CAAAAGCAUUCACAAUGAGAACUGGGAUACUCUUCGGCCUAAUUACCUUAGCCUUUCUUUUCAUCCAUGGUGCUCACUCUACUACAAUAACUAUCACAAACAACUGUUCAUACACCAUAUGGCCAGGAGACUUAACAGUGAAUCAAAAACCUCAGUUAUCAAACACUGGAUUCGAGCUAGCAUCCAAAGCAUCUACAUCACUUGAUGUCCCAAAUCCAUGGACUGGCCGGUUCUGGGCCCGAACUGGAUGCUCCACAGAUGGCUCGGGAAAGUUCACUUGCGCUACUGCGGAUUGUGGCUCUGGUCAAGUUUCAUGCAACGGCAAGAGUGCAGCCCCACCGGCGUCUUUGGUAGAAUUCGACAUAGCAUUGAUUGAUGGUCAAGAUUUCUACGAUGUAAGCAUUGUAGAUGGCUUCAACUUGCCUGUUUCAGUAGCCCCACAAGGCGGUUCCGGUCCAUGCAAGAGCUCAAGCUGCCCUGUCGACCUAAACCCAACUUGUCCAAUGGCACUACAAGUGAAAGCGUCAGAUGGGAGCGUGAUCGGUUGCAAGACCGCAUGCAUAGCGUUCAAUCAGCCACAGUAUUGCUGCACUGGCGAAUAUAGUAGCCCAGAAACAUGCCCAACCACAAGCUACUCUCAGUUCUUCAAGGAACGGUGCCCACAGGCCUAUAGUAACCCCUAUGAUGAUCAGCCUAGCCUCUUUACGUGCUCCGGUGGACCUGACUAUAAUAUCGUGUUCUGUCCAUGAAUAACAUAAAGCAUCUCUAGCUUACAAAGAAUGCUACAUGGGACUCCUUAAAUGGAUCGUUGAGACAUAUAUACAUGUCUUC